UCUCUGAUCUUUCUUUUGGUGGCCAGUGGUGCUUUGAAAAGGAGCCGCAGCAAUUGUGGUGGAUGGGCCUCGCAGAGAUGGAAGACAGAAGGAGAAUGAGCUGCCGAUACAUUCAUGGCAAAGCAGAAGAGGAGCUCCAGAACUUAGAGUGGUACCAUGAUAAUCUCACACGUCAUGCAGCAGAGGCUCUUCUUCUUUCCAAUGGCAGUGAUGGAAGCUAUCUCCUAAGAAAAAGCAAUGGCAAGACUGCUCUUUUUUCUCUUUCUGUAAGAGCAAAAGAUUCUGUAAAGCAUUUUCAUGUGGAAUACACAGGGAAUUCAUACAAGUUUGGUUUCAAUGAAUUUUUAAACUUGAAUGACCUGAUCAUGCAUUUUGCAAAUCAGCCUUUAAUCGGUAGUGAGACAGGGACCUUGACUGUAUUGAAGCAUCCAUAUCCUAGGAAAGUAGAAGAGCCUUCCAUUUAUGAAUCUGUGCGGGUCCACACAGCCAUGCAGACAGGAAGAACAGAAAUUGACCUUAUUCCCAGUGCUCCAUCGCUAGGUACUAAAGAAGGUUAUCUAACAAAGCAAGGCAAAAUAGUUAAGAACUGGAAAACUAGGUGGUUUACCCUGCAUAGGAACGAGCUGAAAUAUUACAAAGAUCAGACGUCCACAGAGCCAAUCAGAGCACUCGAUUUAACAGAAUGCUCAGCAGUACAGUUCGACUAUUCCCAGGAAAAAGUGAAUUGUUUUUGUUUAGUAUUUCCAAUGCGGACAUAUUAUCUCUAUGCAAAGACUGGAGUAGAAGCAGAUGAGUGGAUUAAAAUAUUACAGUGGAAACUGUCACAGAUAAGGAAACAACAACGCGAGCGUGAUGCUACACUCAGGCCGUAGUAAUUUUGGUCCCAAAUCGAACUGUGCAGAAGCCAACAUCUGUUCAUAUUAAUACUCCCUCAGAUUCAUUAUUCAGCAUUAAAAAGUGCUGCGCUGGAUCAGGUCAGAGGUUCUUUAAGCUCAGCAGUUGCCAACAUGCCAGCAACUUGUUUUUAGGAAAUUCCUGAAUGCUCUGUUAAAGCAGAAGAUGAUUACCUUGGAAGAUGAAUAUUCACCUGCCUUUCAUUAUUUUGGAUAUGCCCAGUGGCUACUGGCAUUCUAUAUUUGCCUUUACUGCCAGGUUUUCAUUAGUUCUUCCUAUGUAAGCAGUUUCAAUGAAAGGACUUGGAUUGUUUCAUAGCAUGAACCUGAACUGGUUGUGAACCUGCUCAUCCCUGGCUGCCAUUCUGUAUGCUCCAAACCAUUUGCACUGUGGUCUCCAGCACAAAUUACUUGCAGACUUUGUUUUUUAAAUAGUUUUGAUUUCAUCUGUGGCUUUGACCGGUGUUAAGAAUUCUCUGCUAAAACGUCUAGAUCGUUUUCUCAGAACUACUGUUGUCUGACUUCCUUGAUGGGCAAUCAUUAUAGAUAAUCUACUGCUAGUGGAACACAUUUCUACAGGCAAUUAGAUGAGAUAUUUUCUUGUACUGAAAGUCUGUUGUGCCACAUGAGGUGCUCCUUUAAAAGUCAGCUCCAGGUUUGGAAAGCUGUUAGCACUGUGCCUUUCAGAAGCUGCUUUCUGUGGCCAUGGCCCUCAUUCAGUAGUGGCUGUACUUUGCACCUGAUUGCUGCUGUUUUAAAUUUACUGCAAGGUCUCAAAAUGCCAGUGGAUACCCUCAGUACAGACAGAAUUGUACACAUCAAUGUGGCUUUGUUCCAAGACGACAGAGAAACUGCACUUAUGUCUCAAAACACAGAUGGUAAGAUGUAUCUUCAGCUACACUGUUUGAAUACAUUUGCCUUGUAUACACAGUAGAAACAUGUCUACUGGAAGCUUUAUGCUUGAAUGCACAUCUAAUAUGUGUGUUCUGAUCCUGGUUCAGCAAUAUAUCUUCUGCCUAUGUUCAGCAUACUUAAGCAUAUAAAGUCAUGUAAGAGAGAACAUACCUCCUUUGCUAGAUCAUAAGAGACCCGCAGAAUCAGAUCGUAAGUUUGUGUAGCAUCUUAUUACCUCCAGUUGUCAACUAAUAUCUUUGGAAGGAUGAAAUAAAAUUUUCUGUCAGGGUAUGCGUUUGACGUAACUAUGAUGUUCUAUGCCAGUAACUCCAAACCUGUUCCAUGCAGUUCUAGAGGCCACAGAACUUGGGCUUAAAGAAUAGUAAUGCAACAAGAGAUAUAAAAUAACACAACACACAUUAGGGAAAUAAUUGGCAUACAUAUAGAAUUACCAUUUUUAAUUAAUUUCCAUUAAUAACUAUUUAAAAUUAAUACCAUUUUAAGAGUACUAAAAUAUAUACUGCUAACUAGGGCUCUCACACUGGUUAACGUUUUCUUGUUUUUUAAAAAAAUCUUGUAAAACAUUUGUUUUCUCAUUUAAUAUUUUUCUGUACUACUAAUAGGAACAUUUCAAAAUGUUAUGCUGUCACCAGAGUGUGUGAAGACAAGAGGACCAUGUGAAUGAAGGAUUGUGCAAAUAUGUAUUGAGAACAAUUGUAUCAUAUUUUGUACUUUUAUUAUAAAAUUUCUAAUAAACCAGGAACAAAAAGAAAAUACAA
Molecule: messenger RNA, 2566 nt
Organism: Candoia aspera
Lineage: Eukaryota; Metazoa; Chordata; Lepidosauria; Squamata; Candoiidae
Gene: DAPP1
Product: dual adaptor of phosphotyrosine and 3-phosphoinositides 1
Exons: 9
Coding region: 63-872 (269 amino acids)
Source: RefSeq, a predicted model, not a curated record